Molecule: messenger RNA, 450 nt
Organism: Dibothriocephalus latus
Lineage: Eukaryota; Metazoa; Platyhelminthes; Cestoda; Diphyllobothriidea; Diphyllobothriidae
Source: the annotation of a GenBank genome assembly
AUGGUACCCGCGUGUUUUUCCACUCCCCUUUGCUAUGGGUUUGCCGAUUCCAAUGCGCCCAUUUAUGGCAUCUCCUUCCCCAGUAUUAUAAAGAAUGGAAACGUGAAAAUGGAAAUCACUGUAGUCCCGCAGAACAUACCCAUUCAUGAGGUCGAGCCGCCUGCUCAGUCAACGUCCGCCAGAGUUGACGAAGAAAAAGAAGACCACGAGUUCGAUGUGGACUUGAGUUUCAGUGAAAUGAUGAAAUAUAUACGGAAAUACUUUAGUUUUGAACAAAUGGCGGUACUAAACACUAUAUGGGGAGAGUUUUUGCUCCUCUUCGACCUGGUGAUGGACAUCACCGUCACUGUGAAAUUCUUUAAACGUGUAGGUGUUUCACCUUCCAUUUUUUUUCAGGAAAAGACCUCUAGGGUACUAGCUACUUCGAAAACUAUUGAGCAUGUUUUCUAG